CGAAAAUCCCCCUUUCCGCUGCCGGAACAAUAACAGCGUUUCCACGUGCGUUGCAUUUUCUGCGUCAUUGGCCUAUCUCAUGAACCCUGUAUCCCUGGCUCUCACAAACCACCCCGCACCAACUCGUAACAGUGGCACCGCGGAUCCCUGGAUUGCAAUGCAAGAUCUCCAACCUGAUCUUUUCUCGUCGUGCCCAUCCAAUCUUCGUGUCAGAGCUCUUCACGCCUGUACCUAUGCCGAGCCUCCCUCCCUGUUGGCAGUCCCCGCCACAACAAGAUGGACGUUUUUCUCAGGCCCCUUUCCCUGUAGGAGACGGCCUACCUUGAUAGACUGAGGCGGUGUGGGUUUGCCACAGUUCACAUACAUACAAAAUACUCCAAGUGCGUGGCGUGUUUCUUCGGCGCUAGCUCAUCUCUAGAGCCGACGAUUUAUGAUCUAUCUUCACGACAAAUAGCUUUGAUUGAUACGCGGCAUCAAUGUCGAGCAAAUAUUUUCUCAGCCUUGCGGCUUUGUCGGUCUUGGGCAAUGCUGCUGUGACCGGCUCCCGCAGUUUCAGCUCCAGCGCCCUGAGCUUAAGGGAAGUUGGUGCCCGUAACACAGAGGACUGGAGGAUAUGGCUCGAAAAAGACGGUGAUCCCAUUUCCUUCUGGCAUGAUGUGCCAGUUUGGCCGGAUGAGAGCAACAAGCAAGUGGUGAAUCUUGUCGUCGAAGUACCCAGGUGGCAGGACGGCAAAAUUGAACUCAAGAGAAGCGAGCCAUUGAAUCCUAUUGUUCAUGACUCCUUGAAUGGCGCUCCCAGAUACGUGGAGAAUGUGUGGCCACACAAAUCGUAUCCUUUCAUCUACGGGUCUAUUCCGCAAACAUGGGAAAGUCCGAAUUAUAACCACUCUUUUACUAGCCUGCUAGGCGAUAACGACCCUGUAGACCUCUUCGACAUCGGUCAGGACCGUGGUUACGUCGGUCAGGUGAAACAAGUUAAGAUUCUUGGUGGCCUUGCCUUGGCUGAUGGUAACGAAACGGAUUGGAAAAUUCUUGGCAUCGACGUCAAGGAUCCCAUGGCGUCCAUUAUCAACUCUUUCGAAGAUGUCGAAAAGUAUCGCCCUGGGACCAUCAAGACAUUCCGAGACUGGUGGACUCACUACAAGGUAGCCCGUGGCGAUCCAGUCAUCAACAUCAUCGGUGACUGGUAUCAGAAUGUCACCUAUAUGCAAACCGUCGUUGAGGAAAGCCACAGGACCUGGGCAGAGUUGAUCAGAGGGGAGGUCGACUCCAAUGAGAUCAAUUACAAUCAGACAUCCCAGCCGGAUGUUGAAAAUAGCUUUGUAGACAAAGCAACGACAACUGCGAAGUUCCAUAUCCCAGCAAAGAGCAGAAUCGAGCCUGCUGCCCCGAGGCCGGAAAAGGCUGAUGGCUGGUAUUACCUGGAUAGCGACGCCAACUUGAUCAAUGUCCCUCAGACACAAGAAACCUUUCUCAACAGGCAACAGGCAUAGCGUCUUCUUUGAACAGGAAUUAAUUUUCUUCGAAGUGGAUGGGACAUAAUCAGUGUCUGCCUUUCUUUCAGCGUCAUCGUCAUACUUGGUGGGUUCAUUGUUUCGUCAAACAGGUAGAAAUAACGAGUAAUGAAAUGAGAGAGAGCACAAACACCUUGCCAGUUCUUCAUUUACAGAGUGUGCAACUUUCUUUUUGUUCUUCCGACACUUUUCAUGAGAUCCGGCUCUCUGACUCGCACCUUCCUCCGUGGAGUCUUCAAGCCCGAAGACCCACAAAAUCCCGCAGCCCUACGGAGGUGCGUCUCAAUAGUCCUUGCAGUUGCUGCCAAGACCAACCCCUGCCAUAGACAGGGGAGUCGAUAAG
Colletotrichum godetiae is the source of this 1857-nucleotide messenger RNA. RefSeq names its product inorganic pyrophosphatase. The record is from RefSeq and is a predicted model, not a curated record. Gene Ontology annotation, biological process: phosphate-containing compound metabolic process. Gene Ontology annotation, molecular function: magnesium ion binding; inorganic diphosphate phosphatase activity. The transcript is spliced from 7 exons. The coding region runs from base 477 to 1493 and encodes 338 amino acids. Lineage: Eukaryota; Fungi; Ascomycota; Sordariomycetes; Glomerellales; Glomerellaceae. Gene Ontology annotation, cellular component: cytoplasm; nucleus.